Messenger RNA from Sinocyclocheilus grahami, 2266 nucleotides. It is a transcript of the gene zbtb24, whose product is annotated as zinc finger and BTB domain containing 24. The record is from RefSeq and is a predicted model, not a curated record. Gene Ontology annotation, molecular function: DNA-binding transcription factor activity, RNA polymerase II-specific; RNA polymerase II transcription regulatory region sequence-specific DNA binding; protein binding. Lineage: Eukaryota; Metazoa; Chordata; Actinopteri; Cypriniformes; Cyprinidae. Gene Ontology annotation, cellular component: nucleus. Gene Ontology annotation, biological process: regulation of transcription by RNA polymerase II; embryo development. The transcript has 7 exons. Bases 93 to 2144 code for a protein of 683 amino acids.
GCGAGAUAUGCCAGUCUGAAACGGUUCCUUUAAGAAGACAAAAAACUGAGACGUUUGGAACAACUUGGAUUCAUGCUCACUGUAACAGCAUCAUGUCUCAACCGCCAGCCUCAUCUGUUCUCGCCCUGCAUUCAAAAACACACAAGGACACAAUCCUGCAUGAAUUCGACAAGCUCAGAAGAAGGGAACUGCUCUGUGACAUAACCCUCAUCGUAGAAGACGUGCACUUCAAGGCACACAAGGCUCUUUUGGCAGCGAGCAGUGAGUAUUUCUCAUUAAUGUUCACCGCUGAAGAUCAGGUAAGCCAGUCGGUGUACAAGCUGGAUGGCAUGGCUGCGAAAACCUUCUCGGCCGUGCUCGAGUUUAUCUACAGCGCAAAUGUGUCUGUGGACGAGAGCAGCUCUGAGCAGCUGCUUGACAUGGCACGGUUUCUGGACAUCCGAGAUUUGCUCAAAGCCCACGAGGACCUUCAAAAGGACAGUUCAAUGGCUGAAAAUGUGAUGUCUGCCAAGGGAGACAGUGUUGAUGAAUGCAUACAGACAAAGCGUAAAAGAGGGCGACCGAAAAAGAGCCUUCACACUCAGGAUUCAAGCCAAAAAGAGGAUCCAGACACUGGUUUACCAGCACAAAGUACCUCUGAGUCCACAGAACCCCUCUUAGAUCCCACUUCCCCACCGAGAGACUUCAGCGACAGCGACUAUAACCCCAGAGAGGACCGACCCCGUCACAGCAAGCGCAAAAUAAAGCGGCCUGUCAAGCUGAAGGGAUACAGGUUAGGAGACGAGCUCUCGGAGUGCAAGGAGCCGGGGAAGAGAGGACGCAAGAGGAAGUACCCAGACACAGAGGCCAGGUGUGACCCGUGUGGGAAGGUUUUUAAAAGCCAUCUCUUUCUGAAGAUACAUCAACGCACUCACACAGGUGAAAAACCAUUCAGAUGCAGUGUUUGUGGGAAGGGUUUCACCCAGAAACACACUCUUUUGGUUCAUCAGCGCAUGCACACGGGAGAAAAGCCCUUCAUCUGCACCAUAUGUUCCAAAGCGCUGUCCACGAAACACUCGCUACUGGAGCACAUGAACCUACACGCAGAGAAUAAAUCUUUCAGUUGUGACAAGUGUGGGAAAAGCUUCAGUCAGAAGCGGCAGCUGAAAAGUCAUUACCGUGUUCACACAGGAAAAGCGUUACCUGAGUGUGCACAAUGCCAUCAUAAAUUUAUGGAUGCAGCUCAACUGAAGAAGCACCUGAGAACUCAUACUGGUGAGAAGCCGUUCACAUGUGAGAUCUGUGGGAAGUGUUUCACAGCCAAGAGCACACUACAGACACACAUCAUGAUACACAGAGGAGAGAAGCCAUACGUCUGCAACAUCUGCGAUAAGACCUUCUCUGACCCCAGUGCCAGGAGGCGUCAUGUGGCGUCUCACACGGGUAAAAAACCGUUCACGUGUUCCAUCUGCAACCUGUCGUUUGCCCGAAUGGACAACCUUAAAGCUCACACCAAGACUCACAACAAGGAGCGUCAACAAGGAGAAGCUGAGACCACGGGGCCUGCGCCGGUGGAGGCCACGUCAAGAGCUGAAGAAAUGCACAACAUCCUCCAACUCCAGCCCUACCAACUUCCCAUCCACCCCGAGCAGGAGAUCCAGCUGGUGGUGAACAACAUCAACCUGUGCCAGGAUCAAAGUAUCAGCAUCAUCACUGCAGAAGAUACUUCUGUGGAACAGGGUCUCACGCUUCUCACCCAACCUUCUGGUCACGUUCCAAACCUGGCGCUGGUCACGCCAGAUGGAUUAGAUGCCAGUACUCAAAUCCAAACCAUUAGUGUUUUAGGAAGUCGGGUGAGUGGCGGACAGCCAGAGCAAAUGCAUGUCAUCACGCUGACCAAAGAAGCCAUGGAGCAACUGCAGGUUCAUCACGGAGGUCCACAACAGCUGCAGGUGAUCCACCAACUGUCUGAGAGCUCUGCUGAAAAUCCCAGCCGGACGAGUCCAGCGGGAGGCAUUCACAUCAGCAGCCAGAGCGGGCAGCCCAUCUCCAUCAGCCAGACAAGUGAGCAGAUCCCCAGCGAUCAGAUUCAGGGCCAAACCUUCCAGAUCCAGGCUGGAACCGUCUCGUACCUCUACACCACCAGCAUGACCCCGCAAAACUGAACUGACACAGUUUGAAUCCGUCAGGACUCGUUCAUAAUGCUGAUGCUUAUUCUCUUUUGUUGUAAAUGGUUAUAUUUUAAGAGAGUAAAGCUGAUUUUAUUGAGAGCAAGCAGAAACAUCUU